UGCCAUUGGGUCUGUGCCUGAAAAGCAUGACCGGAAUCAACAAGUAAAAAACUCAUCUCUCCAAGGCCACACACCUUGCAAGAAGGACCAACCCAAGGCAUCAUGUCAAACACGCCGCUUUCUACCCACCGCCUUGCCAAAGGAUGCAGGAUGCAGAAUGCAUAUCCUUUCUACCCCAGAUUUUCGGCACGGUGAAACCCAUCGGAAUGACGCUUGAAACCUACAACUUCGUCCGUUGGGCCUGACAACAACAACAAUCCUCUUUACCAUCACCAAUGCCACCUGCGCCGCACAGCUAGCCCUCGGACCACCCAUCACACACUCGCAAUGCCGCCCAAAGCGAAGCCGCGCGCGGGCAAACAAGCCAACAACGUCACCAAAAAGGCCAUCCCACCGCCCUUUACACCCGCACCCCCGGAGCUCGAAAACCUCCUCUACACCUUCGACCGCUCUCUCGUCUACAUAACACACGUGGACCCCCAUCCCGCAUGGUUCAAACGCCGCAUCUUCAUCGUGCCCCUCCUGCUCAACGCCAGCUUCGUGCUACUCCUGCUAUGGCGCCUGUACACCAUCGGUCCCCACUACCUCAAUAUUGCCAAGUCCGUCCUCGGACAAGCCAACCACACAACCAUAUACUGGGCCUCCAACACGUGGGGCUCGUUGCUCUGGAAAGUCGGAAGACGCAUGCUCCUGUUCCUCUUCGACUUUUUCCUCUUCCGCAUCGUCGGGCCCUGGCCCUGGAGUUUCUUCGUCGAGCAGCCCGGCAACCCUGUUAGUUGGCGCUGGAACGUCGGGUUUAGAGAUCAAGAGAUUUAUGUGCGGGUUAGUAGGGGGUGGGGAGCGAAGGAUCUGCUCGGUGAGGCGGAGGGAAGCAGCGGGCGCAGAGGAGGCGAGAACCCCUUUUUCAAAACGCGCAUCUUGCCUGCGGUGGAUAAGCAGCGGCUCCGCGAGAAAACAGGCUAUAUGCUUAUGGAUGCGGAUUUUGACCUCGAUUUCUUCGGCAUGGUAGCCGCGACGCAGCUCCUCGACCGCAAGGACAUCACUCUCGAUCAUGUCCGCAAAAGCGUCUUCGUGUACGUUGGCGAUGCGGAGCGCGAUAAUGGCCAGUGGGCUGUAUGGGACUGCGCCAAGCUCGACGAAGGGUCAGAAACGGAAGCUAGGGAAAAAGUCGUUGCCUUCAAAGACAAGCUGACAGCCAUGGGCAAGGAGAGUUUGUUCUUCAGAUGGGUCGAGCUCAUCCAGUACGAAAGUAGUGCCCCUGGUGGCUUUACCCCCGAACGACAAGCUGCUGCGGCCGAAAAAGUAAAGCAAAUGUUUGAGGAUCAAGGGGUCGAUUUUGAACAGUUUAGUAGGGAUAUAGGGGGGUUGGAUGGCAUGACGGAUAUUUGAUUGCAUGCUGUCUCUUCUUCUUUUUUCCGUUCUAGUGCUGAGGGGAGGAGUGGAGGGGGUGGAGGAUGCAUGAAUGAAUGGUUAUGUCUCCAUUGGUCUAGAUUGCGAUGAUACCCUGCUUUCGUGUCUGAAGAAACAAUAGAAUUAUACAUCCAUCCAUCCAUCCAUCCAUCCAUCCAUUCUCGGCGUUCUUUUUUUCCCUCUCCUGCUAGAUUUCUUCUUUGCAUAAUGCGAUGCUAAUAGUUAGUCUU
Bipolaris sorokiniana ND90Pr is the source of this 1640-nucleotide messenger RNA. RefSeq lists its product as uncharacterized. The transcript has a single exon. The record is from RefSeq and is a predicted model, not a curated record. NCBI's taxonomy places the organism in Eukaryota, Fungi, Ascomycota, Dothideomycetes, Pleosporales, Pleosporaceae. Bases 328 to 1389 code for a protein of 353 amino acids.